Messenger RNA from Grammomys surdaster, 1239 nucleotides. RefSeq names its product craniofacial development protein 1 (gene Cfdp1). NCBI's taxonomy places the organism in Eukaryota, Metazoa, Chordata, Mammalia, Rodentia, Muridae. The coding region runs from base 131 to 1018 and encodes 295 amino acids. The record is from RefSeq and is a predicted model, not a curated record. The transcript is spliced from 7 exons.
GCGCAUGUGCGCUCGCCUCUAGGGCGGCCCUAGCUGCUGGUCUUGUACCUCUAUGGUCUCGCCCUAGAGCUUCGCUAUUUUGGGGCAGUGGCCGCAGUCGUGUGAGUAGCAGGCCCCAAGUGACAGCAGCAUGGAGGAAUUCGACUCCGAAGACUUCUCCACGUCGGACGAGGAUGAGGACUACGUGCCGUCGGGUGGAGAGUACAGUGAAGAUGAUGUCAAUGAAUUAGUGAGGGAGGAUGAAGUGGACGGCGAUGAGCAGGCUGAGAAAACCAAAGGGAAAAGAAGGAAGACUCCGAGCAUUCCAGCCAGGAAGAGGAAACAAAGUGGCCUCUUGUUAGACGAAGAGGAAGAUGGCAAGGAAGACUCCGGAGGUAGCAGUAGUGAAGAGGGUGAAGAGGAGCAGGAAGGAGGCCCUGGGUCAGAGAAUGCGAGGAAGAAGAAGGAGGAUGAACUGUGGGCCAGCUUCCUUAAUGAUGUGGGACCAAAGUCAAAAACAGGCCCAAGUUCACAAGCUAAGGAAGCAGAGGAGACUGAAGAGACCAGCUCAAGUAAACCGCUGGCCAAAGCGGAUGAGCUAGAGAAACCUAAAGAAUCAGAAAAGGUGAAGAUUACCAAGGUGUUUGACUUUGCUGGCGAAGAAGUAAGGGUGACUAAGGAAGUAGAUGCCGCCUCUAAGGAAGCCAAGUCUUUCCUCAGACAGACAGAGAAAGAAACACCACAGGCUCUUGUCACUUCAGCCGCGACACCACUCCCUCCUGGGUCAGGGAUAAAAAGAACAAGUGGUAUGAGCAGCCUUUUAGGGAAAAUUGGAGCCAAAAAACAGAAAAUGAGCACCCUUGAGAAAUCCAAAUUGGACUGGGAGAGCUUCAAGGAGGAAGAAGGGAUUGGUGAAGAACUGGCUAUCCAUAACCGAGGGAAAGAAGGGUACAUUGAACGGAAAGCUUUUCUGGAUCGAGUGGACCACAGGCAGUUUGAAAUUGAGCGAGAUCUCAGGCUGAGCAAAAUGAAACCUUGACAUUCUGGGGAUAAUCCAUCGCAGCCUAAUCCUGUUGACAAUGUGAGCUCUUCUGUGUGUCUGUGAAAUAUUUCCAGUGUUCUUCAUCAUGUUUCCAGCAAGUCCCUUUUUCUACGUUGCAGUUUGUUUAAUGUAUCUUAAUCUCACUUGGUUUCAUUCAUUUUCCUUUUUAAAAUUUGUCUUUAAAUAAACAAACAGAACCCUCUGUGAGAUUGGUAAAA